UCUGAACCACUAUAACAACUAUAUAGUUAAAGCGUGGAGUUCUAUAAGGAUGAACCUGAGGGGAUCAGACUCACUCUGGUCCGGAAUAGAAUUGUUUUUUAUUACAGCAUAUUGCAAGGAAAAUAUUACUCAACAAUAGGAAGUGAAAUUAAACAGUUUUGGGAGAUGUUGUUCAUACAUUGUAUAGUUAUCAACGACUAAGUAAGAGUUAAAGUUGAUCUUGGAAUUUUAAAAUUCCAACCGUUAACAAUUAUUGGUAAAUAACGGUCGAAAGUGAGAUAGUAGAACAAGGCAAAACUCUGAGCACCAAGCACCCUCAACAAGACAUUCAACACUUUUAUACAAGACAAUUUGAAAUUCAGUUUGCAAAACGAGAUUCCCAAAGAGCUGGAUGUGGAAAUCACAUCAUGACAGAGAGGUUUAUAAAAAACAACAUCUGAUCUGAUUAUUUUGAUUUUGACUAUAGAGGAGGGAAGCGUGACUGCAAACUAACACGUCACUGUUAACAUGCAUUGAAACAUUUGAAGGGAAUUUUACUGCAUGAUUCUUCAUUUGGAUUCAUUUUCGGGGAUGGAUCCACACUGUACUGUUAGCUGUCGGUAUUGAGGAAUGUUGACACCUAACAUGUACACUAACCGAUUUUCAACGCGGGUUUCAUUGGUUAAAUUGAUUAACAUCGUGAGUACAGAUACAAAUGAGUUGUGGCCAAUUUAAAUGUGCAAACCCUCUCUCCCCCUCCGUCACCUCCCCUUCUCUCUCUCUCCUAUGAGCUCUAAAGUUUAUUUAGAGGGCAAGCCCCCCGCGCGCGAGGGAGAGAGACAGCAGAGGGCUGGAGUCAUGAUCGGGCCAACAGGAGGGGAGUGAAUAGGUCCCGCACGCAGAGCAGAAAAGCGCUCAAACUGCAUGCGCAGGUUUACUUUGGUUCAGUCGGUCGUCCGCUGCAGCCAGACAGGAGGUGCGUGUUUGACAGCCAAAAGAAAUAUGGGACAUCCAUAUUAGUAACUGAAAGUUUCGUUUUGUUGUUUUUGGUCACUUGGUUACUUUUACGCUCCGUUUCUUCAGCUGAUGCUGAGAUGAAGCUCAGACUUUUAGCGCGUCUGGCGCAGUAAGGCAUCCACACACCGGGACGCACGGCGCAGCUCCUCAGAGAAACCCGGAGAGAGAGGGAGAGAAGGUCAACCUGGAGAUCUACUAAUGGAUUUAUUAUAAACUUUGAUUGCGUGAAAAAUAUUUGUUAAUAUACUUUUUUUGGGGGGGGUUUAUGUUUACUAAUGUGUAAAUCAACUCUCUCCUUGUGCGCAACGGAUGAGAUUCGAUCUAUUUUUUUUCCUGCUUUUCUGUGUUUUUGGAGGGGAUGUUCUGUAUCGCAGCACGGAUAACAGAUAACUGUCUUUCUUGGCACUAAUGAAGAAUCUCUCCAUGAUGUUACAGUCUCAUCGGCCCAGGUUUCAUUGGGCCACGGUACACUGCCAUCACUUCAUAUCACCACAUAGCUGGGGGUCCUGUUGUGUUUAGGAUUUACUAAACCUGCACCUUCUGCUGCCGACUCUGGACAAAAAAAAACAAAAAACGGAAUCUUACUAUUUAAGUGUCCCGGUGAAAAUUUGACAUUUGGCUCUAGGAGUCUCAUAUCUGGGCUACUAUGCAAUUACAACUGAUCUCCUUUGUUUUGAUCAUCUUGCACUGCAUGGAUUACACUGGUGGUCAGCAGCACAGCAGCUCCAGGCACCGGCAACAUAAACAGAUCUCUGGUGUGAGCUCAGGGUGUCAGCAGGGCGGCUGUCUGACCUGCUCCGACUACAAUGGCUGCCUGUCCUGCAAGCCACGCUUCUUCAUGCACUUGGAGAGAAAUGGGAUGAAGCAGAACGGGGUGUGCAUGACUUCCUGUCCGCUAGGCUUUUACGGCAUGCGCUCUCACGAAAGAAACACCUGUACAAAAUGCAGGUUGGAGUGUGACUCGUGCUUCGAUAAAAACUUCUGCACGCGCUGCCGACCGGGAUUCUACCUUCACCUGGGCAAGUGCCAGGAGAACUGCCCAGAUGGGCUGGUCCGCAGUGACGCACAGAGGGAGUGUGUUCAAAGAUGCCCUGCAGAGUGUGAGUUAUGUGUGAACAGCGAGACAUGUACACAGUGCCGCCCAGGCCUGUACCACCUCAGUGGGAGGUGCCACCAUGUCUGUCCAGAGGACUACGAGCCCAACGACAAACUCAUGGAGUGCACACCACAAGUGCACUGUGAAGUGGGUGAGUGGAGCGAAUGGAGCCCCUGUUUUUGGGCCGGUCGAACUUGUGGUUUCAAGCAUGGUCAGGAGACCCGUACAAGGCAGGUCCUCCAGUACCCGUCACCGUUUGGCAACCCGUGCCCCGAGAUCUCGGAGAUCAAAGAGUGCCAGGUCAAGAGGAAGAAGUGUCCAGGACGGAGGAAGAAUGAUCGAAAAGACAGGAGAAACCGCAACAACCGAAAAGAUAAGGAGAACCAAGAGGCACGACGAGAGAGGAAGAGGGAACGAGAGCGAGAGAGGGAGAGACACCCAGGUGACCGUGAAGACUCUGACUUCAGUAACAAAACAGAGCACAGGCGCCGCAGAGGCCACGACACAGAGCCAGUCUCCACUGAUGAUGACCUUGUACAGUGAGCUCCCUCUUGCCUCCAGACCUUCAUCCUACUACCCUCCUCUUGGUCAUCCUCCACCACCUAUACCUAUCGUUUGCCCACCUUGCCCCCUGUCUGCAGGGGAGUUGCUGCUACCUGUAUGAUUUGGACAUACUAAUUGUGCACAAAUGGGCUGGGACACAUUCAGCCGGAAGACUUGGGCCUCUCUGAACCUCAAGCAAAUGAUUUUCAUCUAACACUCAGACUUCUUUCCUUCCACCAAUGAGAAAGUAUUUCUGUUUAAAAGUGCUGGAGACACUGAUGAGACUGCUGUGGAGAUUGAAGAAGAAAAAGAACUGUGUCUCUGUGUAGAGGACAGGCACACACAGACUGAAAGACAUAGAAGUUACACUUCAUGCUUGUUGAUACGGUUAUUUAACAGUGCCCUGGUACAACAUCUAGGCUUUUGAAUGUAGAUUUUGCAAGAUUAUGUAGAACUAUUGUUCAUUACCGUUGUUUAAGAUUUAUUUUAUUUGGAGCAGAAUUUGUAAAGACAAAAUAAAAGUCAGUUUGCUCUCGCCAUUUUGUGACACCUUGAUAAUCACUGCAAAAAACAGCCUGCAUGGUUUCAAUCAAAAAACCAUUAACAUAUUUUGUAUGUGUUUGACAGACGCUGGUUUUAUUCAGAUACAUGAAAAAUGUUCUCUCUGUAACUUAACUCUAUGCUAUCAGUAAAAUUCCUUAACAAGGAACCAAAUGCACCUGUAUGUCAAUAAAACUAUAUUGGUUUGUACCUCUGUGUUAGUUUCCUUUUCAACCAUCUGCAGAAUUCAUCGCCUUUCUCAGUCGUUACUACAGGACAGGUAAGAAUUUUACAUAACAUUCCUCCAGCAGUACUGUCAAAAAAGCAGAAUGCAUAUAUAUUCAAACCAUUCUUCUGUCAAAUAUUUAUAAAUAAUCAAGAACCAAUGCAUAACAAAUCCUGUGAUUUGAGCUAAUAAGCUCGUCCCAUAGCUAGUUCAACUAGUUCAAUUACUUUUAAAAAUGUGCCAUUUUUUUUCAGGGUCAAGCUCUACUUUCAGUUUAAAUAAAACAAUUCAAUAGGUCAGUUUCCACUCUAGUGUUUCUAUAUUGCAAAGAAGACAAAAAGAAUCUGUUUUAAAUAUGACUCUUUUAUUGGUGGAGUGAAUAUUUUGCUCAUCAGUAACAUCUACUUGCAUCAACAGGUGUGACAGUAUUUCCUCAUUACAUGAAUAUGUAAAACUGACAUUU
Molecule: messenger RNA, 3864 nt
Organism: Cynoglossus semilaevis (tongue sole)
Lineage: Eukaryota; Metazoa; Chordata; Actinopteri; Pleuronectiformes; Cynoglossidae
Gene: rspo3
Product: R-spondin 3
Exons: 6
Coding region: 1643-2635 (330 amino acids)
Source: RefSeq, a predicted model, not a curated record